CUGAAAGAUGUUGCUGACAUUAGAACCUCCUUGAAAGAAAAACCAAACAUGUCAGGACUUCCUAAAAAUAACUUCACAGUGGUCGACUGGGCAGUCUUCUCCGGGCUCCUCAUCAUUUCGGCAUGCAUCGGGGUUUACUAUGCCCUGGCAGGAGGGAAGCAGAAAACCACCAAGGAGUUCUUAAUGGCCAAUCGCAACUUGAAAAUAGUUCCUGUGGCUGUAUCCAUUCUAGUUUCAUUCCUGUCAGCCAUUUUGAUUCUUGGGGCACCUGCAGAAAUGUACACCAAAGGAACGCAGUAUUAUUUAUACUUAUUCGGACAAAUGACGGCCGCAGCACUGGCAGCUGUUUUGUUUGUGCCACUUUUCUAUCCACUGAAAUUGACGAGCAUGUAUCAGUAUAUAGAACUGAGAUUCAAGUCACGGGCAGCAAGACUGACAGCCACUGUCAUCAAUAUAUUUGCCUCUCUGAUAUAUACAGGAAUUGCAUCAUUUGCUCCAGCAACAGCCUUGUAUGCAGUGACUGGUUUUCCUGAGUGGGCCUCAUUUCUUCUCAUAGGAUUCGUUUGUACGUUUUACACUUUUAUGGGUGGACUUAAAGCUGUGGUGUGGGUGGAUGCAUUCCAGGCCAUCAUCAUGUUUGGUACUCUGUUAACUAUUGUCAUUAAGGCUACUUUAGAAGUGGGAGGAUUUUCAAAGGUGUGGGAACUGAAUGAUCAGUGGGGUCGAAUCAACUUCUGGAAUUUUGAUUUUGAUCCAACAGUACGACACACAUUCUGGGCAUUAACCUUUGGAGGAAUGAUCAACUGGGUGGGAACUUUUGGAGCUAGUCAGCAGAGCAUACAGAGAUUUAGUGCUCUAGCCUCUCUGAAGGAGGCCAAAAUGUAGGUAUAGGGUGCUUCAU
Saccostrea cuccullata (small rock oyster) is the source of this 901-nucleotide messenger RNA. RefSeq names its product sodium-coupled monocarboxylate transporter 1-like. The coding region runs from base 49 to 885 and encodes 278 amino acids. Gene Ontology annotation, cellular component: membrane. The transcript has 7 exons. Lineage: Eukaryota; Metazoa; Mollusca; Bivalvia; Ostreida; Ostreidae. Gene Ontology annotation, molecular function: symporter activity. The record is from RefSeq and is a predicted model, not a curated record. Gene Ontology annotation, biological process: sodium ion transport; transmembrane transport.